This is a messenger RNA of Drosophila guanche, 1157 nucleotides long. Its product is annotated as prenylated Rab acceptor protein 1. The record is from RefSeq and is a predicted model, not a curated record. Gene Ontology annotation, cellular component: Golgi apparatus. NCBI's taxonomy places the organism in Eukaryota, Metazoa, Arthropoda, Insecta, Diptera, Drosophilidae. The transcript is spliced from 3 exons. The coding region runs from base 375 to 959 and encodes 194 amino acids.
UACUCAAGUUAACUUUGCUAUUUAAAUAUGUCAUUUAAAACAAUAGCCUCAACAAAUUAAAAGUGUCAGCCAGCAGUAAGAGAAGAGGCUGUGUGUGUCUGUUUCUCUUCACAUCGAUGUAGUGGGCCCUUCGACUUGACCUAAACACGUCAGCGCCCGAGAGUUUUGUUUCCUCUUUGCCGCAGCAUCCGUCGCCGAUAAAAACAAUUCUGAAGCGCAACGAAAGUGAAGAAUAUCCACGAACACACAUACCCACACCCACACGGUGAGAUAAGUGAAUAUCUUUCGAGCCAGAAACGAUACAACCAUAGCACCAAAUCGGAAGCUACUGUCAGCAGUUUAAGGACAGAACGAGAUCAAAAUCGGUACUCGAAAUGGCCCAAACAAACGUUGAUAUGGGCGGACACAUGCAAGUGCCGCCGCAAGAAGGUGGUGGCAGGUUCGCCUUUGAUCUGAACAGCCUGCCCAAACUGCAGAGCUUGCCCUCUCCGCUGGAGCUCAUUCAAUUGGUCCGCAGUUCCAUGCGCCCCUGGACAGUCUUCUUCAAUGUGCAGAACUUUAAGACGGCCGUCAGCAUGCAGCGCUUGACCGGGCGCCUGAAGCGCAAUCUCUCCUAUUUCCAGAGCAAUUACAUAUUCGUCUUCGUUGUGCUGAUGAUAUAUUGCCUCAUUACAUCGCCGCUUAUAUUGUUUGUGCUGGGGGGUGCCGCCUUGCUGUGCCACAGGCUGCGUGCACGCAACACAAACAUCACCGUGAUGGGCAACCAGUUGACGCCACGUCAACAGAUUAUUGCCGUGAAUCUGGGAGCGACGCCUUUGCUGUUUCUGGUGGGUGCGGGCGCAGUGUUAUUCUGGACACUGGGCGCCUCCUGCUUUGUCAUAGCCUCCCACGCGAUAUUCUACAACAUCGACGCUAUUGUGACGGAGGAGAACGAGGGCUUUCUAGCCGAAGUUGUCUGACCUCCAACCACACAACUUGAAUCUUGAGAGAAUCUUUGAUGCACAGAAGCAAAGAAUGUGCCGCAACGGGGCCUUAUUAGUGGAUAAACUGCAAUAUACGAUACACACCGACGUAUUUAUAACGAAUUUAAAUUAAUUUUCCCGUAGUCUAACCAUCGUAGACUAACAAUAAAACCAAACAAACACACACACACAAGA